This is a messenger RNA of Ochotona curzoniae (black-lipped pika), 843 nucleotides long. It is a transcript of the gene ATP6V0E1, whose product is annotated as ATPase H+ transporting V0 subunit e1. Bases 76 to 321 code for a protein of 81 amino acids. Lineage: Eukaryota; Metazoa; Chordata; Mammalia; Lagomorpha; Ochotonidae. Gene Ontology annotation, molecular function: proton-transporting ATPase activity, rotational mechanism. The record is from RefSeq and is a predicted model, not a curated record. Gene Ontology annotation, biological process: proton transmembrane transport. Gene Ontology annotation, cellular component: proton-transporting V-type ATPase, V0 domain. The transcript is spliced from 4 exons.
GCGGUGCGGGUUGACACUUCCGGGUGGGACGUGAGCGAGGCGGCCGGCCAGGGGCUUGGAUCUGCCGCGCACAGCAUGGCGUACCACGGCCUCACCGUGCCUCUCAUCGUGAUGAGCGUGUUCUGGGGCUUCGUCGGCUUCCUUGUGCCCUGGUUCAUCCCGAAGGGUCCUAACCGGGGAGUUAUCAUCACGAUGCUGGUGACCUGUUCGGUGUGCUGCUAUCUCUUUUGGCUGAUUGCGAUUCUGGCCCAGCUUAACCCUCUUUUUGGACCGCAGUUGAAGAACGAGACCAUCUGGUAUCUGAAGUAUCACUGGCCUUGAGAAGGAGACACCGUGUGCCGAGCACCGACCCUGAGGUCACAGAAUGCGGUCUAGUUGCUGAAUGACCUCGAGAUGCAAACCGCUGCCUUCCACUCGCCUGUUCGAGGCACCAGCCGCCUUAAACGUCCAAACCACCUCUCAGUGUCUCAAUCUCUGGUGCAGUAUUUUUUCUCUUCACCUUCUUUUACACUUUGAUGAAAUACGUUCCUUCCUACUCAACCUCAACUGUGCCGACUCCACAAGAUGCUCACGCUCUCUCCUGAGCUGCGAGGUGCUAUUCCUCUGAGGAGAUCUGCAACUGUCACCUCGGAAUCUGCAGGCUUUUGAGCCCUGCCACCUCACCUCCUGGAACCAGCUGAGAGCUUGAAAUGGCUACAGGAUCAAUAAGUCUCAAUGAGGGCAGACAGUAGGGGCAGAUUCCGAGGGAAGAGUUGCCCAGCCUUUUUACAAUACACUCUAUUUUCAGGAUUAACAAAUUUCUACCAUCUUUUGGAAUAAAUUAUUUUCUGCUUUCUAUAGGAA